AUGGUGGUUCCUACUACUCCUGUGACCCUAACCAAGGACGACCCUCUCUUUGGCGUCUUGAAUGAGACGCAGGUGGGUCUGGAUCCACUCUCAGGAAGACCAGAAAUUGCAAAAGAAGUGCUUGAGGAAAUGAGAAGAUACAUGGUUGCGAACACAGGGGAAGACAGAGCCAUCAAGAUGGACAGAUUGAGGUCUACGGUUAGAGAAGCUGAAUCAGAUCCAAGAGCUCAGAGGACUGUGCUUCGCCUUGAAACUCCCCCCAUUGUAACGAGUGACCUCAACAGAGGAAAAGGCUUGGUGUUUGACUAUGGAGACAAAAGCCAGAAGAAGGUCUCUUUCGAGCUAAAUGAUAAGCCAGAAAAGCUCAUGGCGGGGGCUUUCAAAGCUUUCAAACCCCAGUCCGUCUCAAGUGACCCUAUACUUGAGAUUGGCCACUCAGAUGCAAGCAAUGUAGCCAGUGUACAGAGAUCCUAUUCUGAUAGUCCUACGGUUUUCCAAAUAGGUUCUAUUGAGCCUGGAUCUUCCGGGACUAUCACCAGGAAACAGUACAUGAGGCGCCGGCCUCCAAAAGGAAUCAGAAAGGCAGUAGCACUGGCUUUGAUGGACCAAUCUCAGGAAGAUGUGGAAGAUAGGAGGGAAGGUAAGCAGGAGGUAGGAAGCAAAAAGAGAAAGAAGGUGGAGUCAGGAACAUGUGGAAGGUCAACCCCUAAGGCGCAAUGCCUUACGACGAUCCCAAGUGAGGGAUUGUCCAACGCCCAAUGA
Messenger RNA from Brassica oleracea var. oleracea, 762 nucleotides. RefSeq lists its product as uncharacterized. The transcript has a single exon. Lineage: Eukaryota; Viridiplantae; Streptophyta; Magnoliopsida; Brassicales; Brassicaceae. The record is from RefSeq and is a predicted model, not a curated record. The coding region runs from base 1 to 762 and encodes 253 amino acids.